AUGGAGGAAGUUCUUAGUUUGAGUCAUGAAACUUACCUGCAGCUCCGGAAGCGCCACGAUGUGUUUCUUAGUUUCAGGGGUGCGGAUACUCGCCAUAAGAUCGCUGGUCUAGUUUACAGAGCUCUGAAAAGAGAAGGAGUCAAGGUAUAUAUGGAUAGCCCACACCUGGAGGGUGGACAAGAGAUCAAAACGACGCUCGAUGAAGCCAUCCGACGAUCCAAAAUCUUGAUCCCUAUCUUCUCUGAAGGCUAUGCGGAGAGCAAAUGGUGUCUCAGGGAACUCGAAGAGAUUGUUAAAUGCCAUAGAUCCAACGGUCGAAAAAUUCUUCCCAUUUUCUACGGUGUUGAACCAACGGAUGUUCGCCAUCAGACCAGCACAAGAUAUGCUAGAGCGUUUCAUAGAUAUAGCGAGAAAAAUGAUAUCCAGACCAUUCAAAAUUGGAAGCAAUCAUUGAAUUUCGUGGGAGGAAUUGCGGGAUAUGACCUUAAGCAAGUAAAUGGGUAA
Macadamia integrifolia is the source of this 504-nucleotide messenger RNA. RefSeq names its product disease resistance protein L6-like. The transcript has a single exon. The coding region runs from base 1 to 504 and encodes 167 amino acids. Lineage: Eukaryota; Viridiplantae; Streptophyta; Magnoliopsida; Proteales; Proteaceae. The record is from RefSeq and is a predicted model, not a curated record. Gene Ontology annotation, biological process: signal transduction.